Messenger RNA from Exophiala xenobiotica, 1365 nucleotides. RefSeq lists its product as uncharacterized. Gene Ontology annotation, molecular function: protein binding. The transcript has 4 exons. The record is from RefSeq and is a predicted model, not a curated record. Lineage: Eukaryota; Fungi; Ascomycota; Eurotiomycetes; Chaetothyriales; Herpotrichiellaceae. The coding region runs from base 1 to 1365 and encodes 454 amino acids.
AUGCUUGGAGCCUUGCUCCUUCUAUUCAUCGGACCCUUCAUCCAUGCCUCUGCCCAGAAUGUUGAUCCUGUCUACAACUACUGCAAGCGGUUCGCCCAUCAGUCAACUGUAAAGAACGGCUUCUUGUGGAUCGACGGCGGCACUCAAGUUUAUAUUCAUUCCAACGACUAUGGUUCUACCACAGGCCAGCCUGUCAUUGGCCCAAAUACUGCCAUCAUAGGCAUUUCUAUGACACGCGAUUGGAACUGGACAGCGGACAUUGAAGAGCAUGAGUACUACAAAUACAAUGGCCGCACGUCGUUGGGAAACAAAAUUCCAAUGGUCGCUCGCGCCGGUCUGGUGGGCGGUGGUGCUGGCGACAACAACAUCUACCUUUUCGGAGGCACGACCCUCUCGGUCAACUCUUCUUUCACCCCGAAUCCGCUUCCCGACUCGGAAUCCUACUUCAUGUGGGCGUUCGAUACCGGCCUCCACACCUGGACGGAGUAUUUAGGGGACAGGCUGGGCGCAACGGCCCUGAGCAAACCGAAUUCGGGAGCCUCCGCCGAAGCUCCGGACCAAGCGAUGGCAUUCUACAUUGGCGGCCAAAUCGACGCCGGUAGCUCCCUGGCGACGCAAGGCCUUGGUCAGAGCUUCAUGAUCUCCGGCAUGAUGGUGAUAUCCACCAGCAAUCAGUCGGGAAUCAAUGUAUCGACGGCCGGGGUGUCCAGAUUUCCUCGAACCCGAGGGGAAGCGGUGUACCUUAGCAAUGUCGGCAAAUAUGGCGGAUUAGUCCUUUUAGGUGGCAUUCAGCAGAGCCUACGAGAUACUUCGUUUGAUGGCAAGGUAGAUUUGGUCAGUCUGGGCACAGUCGACAUCUUCGACAUCGGGUCACUACAACUACAACUACAUAACAACACCAACCAGUCACUGUCACAGUCACAGCAGCCACAGUCACCAAUUUGGUACCAGCAAAAUGCGACAGGCGACGUUCCCGCGGCCCGUAUGAACUUCUGCGCCAUCUACGUCGCCGCGCCCGACAACUCCAGUCACCAGAUCUACAUCUACGGCGGCCGCGACCACACACAAUUCUUCGACGACGUCUAUGUGCUGACCAUGCCCGCGUUCGUCUGGGUGAGGCUGUACCAGAACGACAGCGUCCGAGCAUUCCACCGGUGCCAUCUGGUCGGGGUGGGCAACGGCCAGUCCCAGAUGCUCAGCGUGGGCGGGACCAACGACACCGAUUUCGAGAAGGGUUGCGACUGGGAAGACAAGGGCGUCGCAAUCUACAACCUCAACACGGGCGAAUGGGGCCCAGCGUACGAAGCCCAUGCUCCAGCAUACGUGGUACCGGACCGAAUCCUGAACAUCACUGGUGGCACGUAA